CUACGAACAACGAAAUUCAACGAAUGUCAACUAAAUUGGAAUUUUCAACGGUUACCGAUUCCCUGUUUUGGGUUCUGAAGUUGGUUUUAAAUUAAUAGAACUGAUUGAUCAUCCAUUAGCCCUUUGUUAAACUGAUCUACAUACAUCAAGAUGCAUAUCAAAUCAAUAGUGUUAGAUGGUUUUAAGUCGUACGGAAAUCGUGUAGAAGUUAAUGGUUUUGAUCCUGAAUUCAACGCUAUCACUGGGUUGAACGGCACAGGAAAGUCAAAUAUACUGGAUGCGAUAUGUUUUGUCCUAGGAAUAACAAAUUUGGCGAACGUGCGUGCAAGCAGUUUGCAAGAAUUGAUAUACAAACAUGGCCAAGCAGGCAUUACCAAGGCUACUGUGAGCAUCACAUUUGACAAUAGGAACAAGGACCAGUCUCCCAUUGGCUUGGAAAACAAUGAUGAGUUCACCGUUACUAGACAGAUUGUAAUGGGAGGCAAGAACAAAUACUUAGUGAAUGGCCUAAAUGUUCAGAACAAGCGAGUGAUAGAUUUGUUCUGCUCAGUGCAGCUCAAUGUAAACAACCCUCACUUCCUCAUCAUGCAGGGCAGGAUCACGAAAGUGUUAAACAUGAAACCUCCUGAGAUCCUGUCUAUGGUAGAGGAGGCAGCUGGUACUCGAAUGUAUGAGACUAAAAAGCAAGCGGCAGAGAAGACCAUUGAGAGGAAGGAUGCCAAACUUAGGGAACUUAAUGAGAUCAUACGAGAGUCUAUAGCGCCGAAACUACAAAAAUUACAAGAUGAAAGAGCUCAGUUUCAAGAAUAUCAAAAGGUUGUAAGGGAACUUGAAAAUCUAAAUAGACUGCACAUAGCUUACAAUUACGUAACUGCAGAAGAGCGAACUAAAGAGGCUGAAACUAAACUCACACAAGUGGAAGAUGAAAUAAAAAGUAAAAAACACCAGAUACAACAAAAUGAAACAAGUAUCAAGGAAUUUGAAGAACAGAUAUCUGAACUGAAUAAGAAGGUGGAUGAGGAGAGCGGCGCCGCGCUGCGGGCGCUGGAGGCGGAGCUGGGCGCGGCGGGCGCGGCCGAGGGGCUGGCCGACGACGAGGCGGCCGCCGCCACCAAGCGCCGCGCGCUGGACCAGGUCGAGAGUACGUUCGAGAGUCUGCGGGAGAAACAUCAGAACAGUACUGCCGUUCUCGCAGAUGCCCAGCAAAAAUUUUUGGAAGUCAGUAGUGGACUCGAAGGGGCCUCAGAAUCACUACAAGACCAACUCAUGGCUGCUAAACAAGAGGCGUCAGAAGCGGCGACUCGGAUAUCGCAAAGUGCAAUGGAGAAAAAACAUGCAGAAAAUCGACUGAAGGCACUGGAGAAAGAGUUCGCCAGUAGCAGCGCUCAGUACCAGCGUGACAUGGAGAACAUCGGACGCCAUGAGGCUCAGCUCGCCGAGCUACAGGCGGAGUUGUCGCGUCUGGCGGGCGCGGCGCGGCGCGAGGCCGAGCUGGCCGAGUCGGUGCGUGGCCUGGCGCGGCGGGAGCGGGGGCGCGGGGCGCUGUGUGUGUGUGUGCGAGGCUGUAGUAUGUGUGUGCAGGCGGAGUUGUCGCGUCUGGCGGGCGCGGCGCGGCGCGAGGCCGAGCUGGCCGAGUCGGUGCGUGGCCUGGCGCGGCGGGAGCGGGGGCGCGGGGCGCUGUGUGUGUGUGUGCGAGGCUGUAGUAUGUGUGUGCAGGCGGAGUUGUCGCGUCUGGCGGGCGCGGCGCGGCGCGAGGCCGAGCUGGCCGAGUCGGUGCGUGGCCUGGCGCGGCGGGAGCGGGGGCGCGGGGCGCUGUGUGUGUGUGUGCGAGGCUGUAGUAUGUGUGUGCAGGCGGAGUUGUCGCGUCUGGCGGGCGCGGCGCGGCGCGAGGCCGAGCUGGCCGAGUCGGUGCGUGGCCUGGCGCGGCGGGAGCGGGGGCGCGGGGCGCUGUGUGUGUGUGUGCGAGGCUGUAGUAUGUGUGUGCAGGCGGAGUUGUCGCGUCUGGCGGGCGCGGCGCGGCGCGAGGCCGAGCUGGCCGAGUCGGUGCGUGGCCUGGCGCGGCGGGAGCGGGGGCGCGGGGCGCUGUGUGUGUGUGUGCGAGGCUGUAGUAUGUGUGUGCAGGCGGAGUUGUCGCGUCUGGCGGGCGCGGCGCGGCGCGAGGCCGAGCUGGCCGAGUCGGUGCGUGGCCUGGCGCGGCGGGAGCGGGGGCGCGGGGCGCUGUGUGUGUGUGUGCGAGGCUGUAGUAUGUGUGUGCAGGCGGAGUUGUCGCGUCUGGCGGGCGCGGCGCGGCGCGAGGCCGAGCUGGCCGAGUCGGUGCGUGGCCUGGCGCGGCGGGAGCGGGGGCGCGGGGCGCUGUGUGUGUGUGUGCGAGGCUGUAGUAUGUGUGUGCAGGCGGAGUUGUCGCGUCUGGCGGGCGCGGCGCGGCGCGAGGCCGAGCUGGCCGAGUCGGUGCGUGGCCUGGCGCGGCGGGAGCGGGGGCGCGGGGCGCUGUGUGUGUGUGUGCGAGGCUGUAGUAUGUGUGUGCAGGCGGAGUUGUCGCGUCUGGCGGGCGCGGCGCGGCGCGAGGCCGAGCUGGCCGAGUCGGUGCGUGGCCUGGCGCGGCGGGAGCGGGGGCGCGGGGCGCUGUGUGUGUGUGUGCGAGGCUGUAGUAUGUGUGUGCAGGCGGAGUUGUCGCGUCUGGCGGGCGCGGCGCGGCGCGAGGCCGAGCUGGCCGAGUCGGUGCGUGGCCUGGCGCGGCGGGAGCGGGGGCGCGGGGCGCUGUGUGUGUGUGUGCGAGGCUGUAGUAUGUGUGUGCAGGCGGAGUUGUCGCGUCUGGCGGGCGCGGCGCGGCGCGAGGCCGAGCUGGCCGAGUCGGUGCGUGGCCUGGCGCGGCGGGAGCGGGGGCGCGGGGCGCUGUGUGUGUGUGUGCGAGGCUGUAGUAUGUGUGUGCAGGCGGAGUUGUCGCGUCUGGCGGGCGCGGCGCGGCGCGAGGCCGAGCUGGCCGAGUCGGUGCGUGGCCUGGCGCGGCGGGAGCGGGGGCGCGGGGCGCUGUGUGUGUGUGUGCGAGGCUGUAGUAUGUGUGUGCAGGCGGAGUUGUCGCGUCUGGCGGGCGCGGCGCGGCGCGAGGCCGAGCUGGCCGAGUCGGUGCGUGGCCUGGCGCGGCGGGAGCGCGCGGCGCGGGACCAGGUGGACGCGCGCGCGCCGCGCCUGGCGCGCUGCAAGCUGCGUUACUCCAAGCCGGAACCGGGGUUCGAUGACAAGAGGGUCUACGGCACGAUUUGUAGGUUAAUAGAUGUGCGUGACCCGAUAUACUGUACUGCUCUGGAAACUGCAGCGGGCGGACGCCUGUUCAACGUGGUGGUGGACACCGAGGUGACGAGCAAGCUACUGCUGCAGCGGGGCCAGCUGGAACACAGGACCACCAUCGUCCCGCUCAACAAGAUCAACGGACACGUCAUCGACCGCGCCACCGUCGAGCUGGCGCAGCAGAUCGGCGGCGGGCCGGACAACGUGCAGCUGGCGCUGGACCUGGUGCAGUUCCCGGGCGCGCUGCGGCCCGCCAUGGCCUGGGUGUGGGGCUCCACGCUGGUGUGCCGCGACCUGGACACGGCGCGCCGCGUCACCUUCCACCCCGCCGUGCGCCGCCGCACCGUCACGCUCGACGGCGACGUCUUCGACCCGUCCGGCACGCUCUCCGGCGGCGCGCGCCUCAAGGUACGUCCAGCGCUCCGCGGCGCUAGACGGCGGGCGCCUCAAGGUACGUCCAGCGCUCCGCGGCACGGGGUCACGCGGGCAAUUACUGGUACAGGCGCGCGGGGUAACACGGGAUCACGCGGACAAUUACUGGUACAGGCGCGCGUGGUAACACGCGGUCGUACCUACAUGAAUGUACUCGGGUACCGAUCAAUGAUGACCUUGCAGAUUACCAACUUGGAAAAAGCGAACCCGUGGAUCAGCUCGGAGCGGUCGUACUUCGGUGCGCCGGGCGGUAUCUUCGACUUCCAGGCGCGCCAGGCCAGCGCCGCCGCCGCCCGCCUGCAGCAGCUACAGGCGCGCCGCGACGGACUGGCGCGGGGACUCAACGCGCGCGCGCAUACCUUGCUGGGCAAGGAGGAGGAACAGUACCAAGAAUUGCUGCACAAGAAGCAGAUAGUGGAGGCAGACCGCGCGAAGUUAGUGGCGGUGAUGGCAGAGCUGGACGAGAAGAAGAGGAAGACGCUGGUGGCGGCGUGCGAACAGGUCAACAAGGACUUCGGCUCCAUCUUCUCGACUCUGCUGCCCGGAGCCGAGGCCAAGCUCACGCCGCCCGAAGGCCAGACCGUGCUGGACGGACUCGAGGUGAAGGUGGGCUUCAACGGCGCGUGGAAGGAGUCGCUGGGCGAGCUGUCGGGCGGCCAGCGCUCGCUGGUGGCGCUGUCGCUGGUGCUGGGCAUGCUGCGCUGGCAGCCGGCGCCGCUGUACGUGCUGGACGAGGUGGACGCCGCGCUCGACCUGGCGCACACGCAGAACAUCGGCCUCAUGCUGCGCACGCACUUCCGCCACUCGCAGUUCAUCAUCGUGUCGCUGAAGGACGGGAUGUUCAACAACGCCAACGUGUUGUUCCGCACUCGCUUCGUGGACGGCAUGUCGUCCGUGCAGCGCACCACCAACGUGCCGCGCUAGGACCCCGCCGUACGUCGUCAGUGCGCCAGUGGACGGCAUGUCGUCCGUGCAGCGCACCACCAACGUGCCGCGCUAGGACCCCGCCGUACGUCGUCAGUGCGCCAGUGGACGGCAUGUCGUCCGUGCAGCGCACCACCAACGUGCCGCGCUAGGACCCCGCCGUACGUCGUCAGUGCGCCAGUGGACGGCAUGUCGUCCGUGCAGCGCACCACCAACGUGCCGCGCUAGGACCCCGCCGUACGUCGUCAGUGCGCCAGUGGACGGCAUGUCGUCCGUGCAGCGCACCACCAACGUGCCGCGCUAGGACCCCGCCGUACGUCGUCAGUGCGCCAGUGGACGGCAUGUCGUCCGUGCAGCGCACCACCAACGUGCCGCGCUAGGACCCCGCCGUACGUCGUCAGUGCGCCAGUGGACGGCAUGUCGUCCGUGCAGCGCACCACCAACGUGCCGCGCUAGGACCCCGCCGUACGUCGUCAGUGCGCCAGUGGACGGCAUGUCGUCCGUGCAGCGCACCACCAACGUGCCGCGCUAGGACCCCGCCGUACGUCGUCAGUGCGCCAGUGGACGGCAUGUCGUCCGUGCAGCGCACCACCAACGUGC
Messenger RNA from Spodoptera litura, 5241 nucleotides. The record is from RefSeq and is a predicted model, not a curated record. NCBI's taxonomy places the organism in Eukaryota, Metazoa, Arthropoda, Insecta, Lepidoptera, Noctuidae.